This is a messenger RNA of Dracunculus medinensis (Guinea worm), 1090 nucleotides long. NCBI's taxonomy places the organism in Eukaryota, Metazoa, Nematoda, Chromadorea, Rhabditida, Dracunculidae. The record is from the annotation of a GenBank genome assembly.
CCAUAUAAAAGGAUGUCAAUUAGCGGUCAACUCGAUAAUCGACCGAAUGGAUCUCGACACUCGUAUCAAGGCCUAUAGAUUUGUCGCCUAUUCAGCGGUAACCUUUUCGGUGGUUUCAGUCCUAUCAGUUUGUGUCACUCUGCCGAUGGUUUAUAAUCAUGUACAUCACAUUCGCAGACAAAUGCAUAACGAAGUUACUUACUGCAAGGGAUCAGCUAAAGAUAUUUGGUCUGAAGUACAUCAGCUGAAAAACGUUCCUCCUCGUAACAAUCGUACAGCUCGUCAAGCAGGAUAUGGUGAAGAUGCUGGUGUUACGGGCGGAAUAACUUCUCGAGGAGGCUGUGAUGGUUGUUGCUUGCCAGGUCCGGCAGGACCACAGGGCGCACCUGGUAAACCAGGCAGACCUGGCAAACCAGGUGCACCAGGUCGUCCAGGGAACCCAGGCAGAUCUUCACAGCAACCUUGUGAACAACCCAGCCCGCCUCCAUGCAGACCGUGUCCUGCCGGGCCACCUGGUCCACCAGGACCUGCCGGCCCAAUGGGAGACCCGGGAGCACCAGGAAGACCCGGAAGCGACGGACAAAGUGGUCCACCCGGCCCACCAGGACCGAAGGGCGCACCAGGAGCACCGGGACCAGCUGGACCAGUUGGACCAGUUGGAGAUCCAGGGGCAAAUGCUGCUGGUGGUCCAGUUAGCCCAGGACCUCCAGGACCACCCGGUGAUCAAGGACCACCAGGACCUCCAGGGCCGCCAGGGCAACCUGGAUCUGACGGAGUGCCAGGACCAGCUGGGCCAAAAGGACCUCCCGGACCUGAUGGAGCGCCAGGUCCUGAUGGGCAGCCCGGCAGACCAGGAGCCCCAGGAAAUAGAGGAACUUCAGGAGAAAGAGGCAUAUGUCCAAAAUAUUGUGCUAUUGACGGUGGCGUUUUCUUUGAGGAUGGAACUCGUCAUUUGAAUAAAUAUUACAAAUUGCUUAAUCAGUCAAAAAUCAACUUCUAUCCAUCCUUGUUCCUUAUAAUUAAGAUCAUUCACGAUUUUAUAGGAAUUAUAGGAAACUCGAGUUUAGGCGGACCAGAAAUUGAAAACUAA